This is a messenger RNA of Panicum hallii, 624 nucleotides long. RefSeq lists its product as uncharacterized. Bases 112 to 375 code for a protein of 87 amino acids. NCBI's taxonomy places the organism in Eukaryota, Viridiplantae, Streptophyta, Magnoliopsida, Poales, Poaceae. The record is from RefSeq and is a predicted model, not a curated record. The transcript has 2 exons.
UCACCGGGCAUAUACCUUUCCCUGGCUCGUAGCCAAGGUAGCCGAGAGGCUUUGCUUUCCUUGGCUGCUGCACAGGCCGAUUCUUUUGGCGCCACCUUCCUCGAUUCCGGGAUGCAGAGGCAGCUGAGCAUCUCGGCGAUGCCCAAGCUCCUGCCGGAGGAAGCCGGCGGCGGCGGCAACGACGACGACGUGGAGGCCAAGCCCGAGAAGGCGCCGGCGCCGCGGUCGUCGGGGAAGGAGCGCUCCGUGCACUUCAUACCGCUCGUCAUCGUGCUCUGCUUCCUCCUCCUCUUCCUCUGCUCCCACGACCCCUCUCCCACUGAUAUGUCGAGUUUUGGAGAGAAGGCUGGGAGCAAGAAUGCCAAGUCGCUCUGAUCCUGUGAAGAACUGAACAAGUGACGCACCAAGAAAAAUAUUUGUCUUUCAGUUUAUUUUUCAGUACAGAUCCAAUUGUGUAUUUGAUCUCAACUACGAAGCAUAAACACGGUGCCCUAUGCUACGAGGCUAGCACUGCCGCAAACAACCGUCAAAAGUUCAGAACUCUGAUCGUCUGACAACAUUGGUUUUUGUUUGCCCUUGCGUAUUACAUGAGCCGAACCUUUAUGAAUUCUGGACCCUUAUUCA